Molecule: messenger RNA, 231 nt
Organism: Anthostomella pinea
Lineage: Eukaryota; Fungi; Ascomycota; Sordariomycetes; Xylariales; Xylariaceae
Source: the annotation of a GenBank genome assembly
AUGAUCUGGCCGCCCGUGCUGGUGUUCUUCUUGAUGACGAGGACAGAACCGGUACUGGCAGUAUCGACGCCCGGCAACGACAUGCUCUCGCUGCUUCUAGUUUCACUGUGGUCCAUCGAUAGCAUCGACACCGCAUCUACGGUGAAGGUGGACCUCGAAGUUGACCUUGGCCUCUUUGAAUAUGCCGCCAUCGACGCAACAAGAAACCACCGAGAGACGGCAGGAAUGUAG